GAUCAGACAUUGCUUACGGUUUUGUUUGGCAUUUAAACAUCGAACCCUGAUUACGAUUAUUUUAUUUUUAUUAUUCUUAAGAAUACACAUCAUUAACUGAAAAAAUGAGAUACAAAGAAAGAAAACUCAACUUUGUCAAUUUUCGUUGGAUUACUCGUUAUUUACAAUGCCUCCGGGGAAGACCAAGACUUCUAAUAUUUUUUCUUGGGUUUCUUUGCUUUUGUCAUAUAGUUGGAUUACUUACGUUUUCAGAUUAUCAAGUGUCAGUUCCCGACUGGGUUAAUCAAGAGGAUUAUCCACCUUACGAGCCAGAAUUACACGAGGACUUUCCAACCAGUUCGGAGUUUGAUCCCCGGAUUCCUCAUAUAUUACACCAAUCUUACAAAAACCAGUACGUCCCAUUUGCAUACGCUUCAAAUAUAAAAAGUUUCUUAGAUUACAACUAUGAGUGGAAAUACCAUUUCUGGUCAGAGGAAACUGCUAGACAUCUGAUUAGCAGACGACAUCCGUCUUUGCUGGGGACAUAUGACGAGUAUUCACGGCAUACAACUCAAAGUGAAAUCCUUCGUUAUGUUGUUCUGUAUGAAUUUGGCGGUGUAUUUGCGGAUAUUGGUAUAAAAUGUUUGAGGCCACUGGAGAGAAUAACUUUCAAAUACGCUUGUAUACUUACAACUGUACCUUUUGAAAUAUUUUCCAUAGACUAUAAAAUGCCAUACGCACUGUACCACGAUCUAAUAUUUUGUAGGGCAAAACAUCCGUUUUUGAAACAGAUUAUUGACAAUCUGCCAUUUUAUCAACCGAUGAUAGGCAAAUUUUCUGGAACUGGUCCACUCUUCUUAACAGCUCAGUUUAUGAUAUACAAUCACCAGAAGUACUACCAUACUCCAUUACACAGAGAAAAUAAAACAAAAGAUAAUUCGCCAUUCUUCUUCAGUAGCCGACUUCCAGAAAUGCACAAAGACGCCGUUUAUAUUCCAAACUCGAAAUAUUUCUCGUUUGACUUAUAUAGUUUGUACAAUUUAUGCCGUAAUUUUGACAGUAUGUCUUUUACACAACGAAGAGGUUGCCUUGAGCUCAAACGUAGGACAGAUGAUGAUAGUAAGUUUACUUUCACAUAUAGCCGCUGGUAUUUGCCAUUCUAUACUCCAGUCACCAACUUUCUACUGAGAAUUUCAAUUUCAAAAUUGGCCGGAGACAGAAUAGAUGAUUAACAUGAUAUUAUUUUAAUGUUAAGCGUCCUGUAAAAUGUCUCAACCAUAUGGAAUUGCUGCGAAAAAUGGUCGUCUGCUCUUUUUUCUAUUAUCAGGUCAUUUAUUGGUAAAACAAUAACAAUUAACGAAUAUUCUCAAUUUAUUGUUAACUUUAUUGUACCAUGUACAUUAAAUGUAUAUUCUAGAUUUUAAAUUAUGUUCUUAGGAAACCAACACAUUCAUAUAUAUGUAUAAUUAUAAAUAUAUGGUGAACUUUGCA
This is a messenger RNA of Ruditapes philippinarum (Manila clam), 1470 nucleotides long. RefSeq lists its product as uncharacterized. Lineage: Eukaryota; Metazoa; Mollusca; Bivalvia; Venerida; Veneridae. Gene Ontology annotation, biological process: mannosyl-inositol phosphorylceramide biosynthetic process. Bases 105 to 1211 code for a protein of 368 amino acids. Gene Ontology annotation, molecular function: mannosyltransferase activity. The record is from RefSeq and is a predicted model, not a curated record. The transcript has 2 exons.